Messenger RNA from Penicillium diatomitis, 513 nucleotides. RefSeq names its product scytalone dehydratase arp1 (gene arp1). The record is from RefSeq and is a predicted model, not a curated record. Lineage: Eukaryota; Fungi; Ascomycota; Eurotiomycetes; Eurotiales; Aspergillaceae. The coding region runs from base 1 to 513 and encodes 170 amino acids. The transcript has 4 exons. Gene Ontology annotation, biological process: melanin metabolic process. Gene Ontology annotation, molecular function: scytalone dehydratase activity.
AUGUCUCCCGCCGUGAAGAUCAACUCUGAGCCCAACUUGGACAUCAGCUUCCAAGACUAUUUGAUGCUGUCUAAGCUCGUCUUUGACUGGGCUGACUGCUAUGAUCACAAGGACUGGGAGCGCCUUCGUACUAUUAUCGCCCCAACGUUGACGGUCGACUACACAAGAAUCGGUCUCAAACGGUGGGACGAUAUGCCCGCCGAGGAAUACCUGGCCAUGAUGUCGCACCCCGGAUUCCUGGGUGACCCUACCGUCAAGACGCAGCAUCUUCUCGGCCAGACCUGGUGGGAGAAAGUCUCAGACACCGAAGUGAUCGGUCAUCAUCAGCUACGUGCCGCACAUCAAGUCUAUACCAACGAUGGGCUGAAGGAUGUCAAGCUUCGAGGCCACGGCCAUGCUUACAACGAGCACUAUUACCGCAAGGUUGAUGGAGUUUGGAAGUUUGCCGGGUUGAAGCCGGAGGUGGUGUUUAAUGAGAAGCGAUUUGAGGACGUUUUCAAGGGAUUGGAUUGA